AUGUCGAGCGAAGAAGCAACCUCCAACCAGAACGCCGAGGUUGAAGAAGUCAAGCAGACGUUUAUCUUACAAACUGCUGGGUUUGAUGCCCGAUUCCCCAAUACGAAUCAAACAAAGCAUUGCUGGCAGGCUUAUGUUGAUUACCACAAGUGCAAAAAUCUUCAUGGCCCCGAGCAUGAAGCUUCUCGUCAUUUCUACCGCACCUACAACUCUUUAUGUCCAAACCGCUGGAUUGCCCGUUGGGACGAGCAACGCGAGGCCGGGAAAUUUCCCGUCUCUCUUGGUAAGCCCCCUUUCGUCAUUUGUGGGUCGGAGGGGCAAAUUUGA
Puccinia triticina is the source of this 327-nucleotide messenger RNA. RefSeq lists its product as uncharacterized. The coding region runs from base 1 to 327 and encodes 108 amino acids. The transcript has 6 exons. Gene Ontology annotation, cellular component: mitochondrion; respiratory chain complex IV. Lineage: Eukaryota; Fungi; Basidiomycota; Pucciniomycetes; Pucciniales; Pucciniaceae. The record is from RefSeq and is a predicted model, not a curated record.